Coregonus clupeaformis (lake whitefish) is the source of this 7290-nucleotide messenger RNA. Its product is annotated as KIAA0586 ortholog. The record is from RefSeq and is a predicted model, not a curated record. Lineage: Eukaryota; Metazoa; Chordata; Actinopteri; Salmoniformes; Salmonidae. Gene Ontology annotation, biological process: smoothened signaling pathway. Gene Ontology annotation, cellular component: ciliary basal body; centriole. Bases 659 to 5737 code for a protein of 1692 amino acids. The transcript has 31 exons.
GCUCGCUAGCCCUCCCUUUAUCUAAAAUCAAUAAUUAUCAACAGCAUACGUUUAAUUAUGUAAUUAUUUAGUAUUUUAUUAAUAUAUUUUAUCUUUGGAUUAAUGUUUCCUCACCUAUGGAGUCCCUAUCAUGCCCAGCAGAUGAUGGCGAUAUUUCUCGCGGAGAGAGGAUUGGUCAUUUACCGGAAGUUAUUGUUGUCAGCAACAGUUGCGGGGGUUUCAUAUUUUCCCUUAGGUAGCUAACAGUUGGGAAGCUAUGUUGUAUCGUUAGAUUUUGACCUCGGGUUGCAAUGAAUUACGUUUGUUCAAAAUAACUACUUUCUACUGAGUUUUGUCGUGCUGUGCUUUCAACUUUUUAGAGGUGUUAGCCAGCUAACGUUAGUAACUAACUUAGCUACCGUUAGCAUAACGUCGUCAUUAAACAAUCGUGAAGCGGGAUAUUUAAAUGUUCGACUUGCUAAGGAAAAGGACGACAUUGGUUGUUUAUUUAUAUCAACUCCCACGGCUAGUAACAACUGUUAUGUGUAAUUCCUGAUCGGGUCUGGUGUUGAGCAAGCUAGCUAUCAAGUUAACGUUAACGUUACUAGCUAUCAGACAAUUACUCUGCUGCAGUGCUCGCUACUAGAUAAUCAACUGAGUGACAGAGAGUCGAUCCGAUAUGGCUCAUACUCUUCUGAGCCGAUCAAAUGAACUUCUGAACUUUACAAGGAAUAUAAACCUUGACGAAUCCACUUCAAGUUCUGACGCUGGAGACGUCUUGAUUCGUGCAACUAAGAUUCACUUUCCUGAGCAGAGCUAUGAAGGGCAGAGGGAUUUGGGGUUGUUGUCCACCAUAUCUAAUAAAACAGACAAUGUAAAGAUAACAGUGAAGAAGUUGCGUAAUGUUGCCCAGCCCUCUCUUCUUGACGAGCCACCAAAGAUCGAAAAGCAAAGACAAGCAAGGAAACAAGAGCACAGGCAUGUGCAUCCUGCCCUGCGAGCAAGCCUGCCAUCAGUUUCACCCUCAGAGGGAACGAAAGCAAGCAAAAAGAGUCCCAUAAAAAGUGUCCCACAAAAAGAGUCCCAUUUUCAGGUUCCUAAUAUAGAUGGAAAAGAGACACCAACCUCUGUUCAACCUAAGGGCAGUGAGGACAAAGGCCAUGAUCUGCUAAUAUCCCGAUAUGCUGGUGGUGGCAAAGGGGCAAUCUUGGCAGCUCUAAGACAGAGGUCUCAGACUGCCCCCUUGAGGCGAGAGGUGAAGGUGCAGUUACUGGACCAGGGGCCACCAUCGAGCCAGAAGCCCCAGCCUGCCUCUGUCCUCUCAGGGGAUAAGGGGGCUGCCUCCACUGCAGCCAUGGUCACAACCGCUGCCACAGCACCACUCGUCACGGCUCAGAGUGACAUGGAUGCGUGUGUUUCCCAGGUGUCGGAGGGGCUACGGAGACUGCUGGAGUCAGACAGGUACCCAGGCAGGGCUCAGGAGGCCAGAGAGGACAGAGCAUCAGAGAAGGUGACCCAGCUGGAGGAGCAGCUCAACACCGUAACCCAGCAGAGACUGCAGCACCUGGAGUGGAUCCAGAGCCAACAGAUGGAGCUGCAGAACCGUCUCCUAGGUUCUGCUUUGAGUGUAAUGACUGCCCACGCCCCUCUGCCCUCACCCUCCAUGCUGAACACUGGCCCUGCUGCCACUGUACAUCCAGAACCUCGGCUUCCUCAGGACCUCCAAAUGACCCACCUUAAUGCUGCAGACUCUUCCGCUGCUGUUCCAGCCACAGCCUCUCCAGACCCAUUUAGCCAGCAGAGGGGAGGAGGGGGUAAGAGCCCCCUGGAGACCCCAGCUCCUCGCAGGGUCAUCCCAAAGCCUACGCGCUGGAACCCCACCAACAUCCGGAACACACAGAACACUACACAACAGCACAGCUUCAGGACACAGAAAACACCUCGCACAGCACAGCAAGAAAAUGGCAGACUUCUGGAGGCUAUCCCUAAUAGCAGCAGCAGCUUGGCAACCAGAGGUGUGCAGCAGCAGUCUUCUGCUAGGGUUGCUAUAGCAACGCCCACUGCCGGCUGCCAGCAACCAGCGCAAUCCAGGGAAGGCCAACACCAGCAAGAGGUCUCUAAUGUUACCUCUGGGGUUAGAGAGCUGGUCACCGCGGCAUUGGCGAAGCACAGCGACACGAAUCACCAAGGUAGAGGAGAAGGAAGUCACCAACCAGGCCUCCCAUCAUCCUCUGGGGUUCCUGCGCAACCCACCUCAGCUGUGAAACGAGCCAAUGAUAUACUUCAAGACCUGGGACGACUCAAAACUGAGAUGCAGACCCUGCUGCAGGCUCGCGAUGCCUUUCCUGCUGCAGAGAGCCGAGAGACUGUCAGAGAGACGGCAUCAGCCAGGACCAGCAACACCACAAGCAGCAGCAAGCAGCCCGCUAUCCCCGCUCCCACCACCACGCACCACCCUCCUCCUCCUCCCUGCGUCUCCAUGUCUCAGGAAGAGGUGGCCGUUGUGCUCCCUCCAGUCCUCCCCCUCCCUCCCGCCAGGCCGACCCCCACCCUGCUGCAGCAGAGCCAGCCGUGCCCCUCCAUGUUUGAGGAUGCUGAGAGGGUCCUCCGGCAGGUCCAACGACACAAGAAGACCCUGGAGGAAAAUCUGGAGGCCAUGCUGAGGGCUAAAGACGGAGAGACCCUGCACUCCCAGUUAGAGGCACUCUCCUGCAACAGGGACACCACAGAAGAAGUCAGGAUUAAGAAGACAGUGGAUGCAUGGAUCAACGCCCUGAGUAAGGAUAUCCAGGCCGAUAUUACAAAAGAACACCUUGUUGCUCAGAUGAGAGCUAAAGACAAAGUCAAAGAGUCUACUGCUGCUGCCGUGUUACUCCAGAAAGACAGAGGGACCAAGAAGGACAUCAUCACCUCCAGGCUUAAUGAUGUGAAGAGCAGGAUUCAGACUGGUGGACCUCGAACAGCAGGAAGUAAGCCCAGUCAGAGAGCAGCCAGAGGACAGACAGAAAGCACUGAGGAGCUGAUCAACAAGUGCAAACAUACCACUGGCCCCAAUGUGAGGCUGAGACCAUCUCCAUCUCAACAGGCGAGUCAAUGUGGAGAGAUGAAGUCAGACCAAGGUGGAGAGGAGUAUUUGGUGAAACUGUAUGGGAAGGCUCUGUACGAAGGCAAUCGGAGGACACUGAAGAAAGGGCCCUAUCUCCGAUUCAACUCUCCCUCCCCAAAGUCCAAAGCCCCGCGGCCAAGAGUGGUAGAGAGUGUGAGAGGGGUGAAGAUGAAGUCAUCUAAGACCCAGACCAGUCUCCCCCAUGGACAGUCAGUCUCCUCUCCUCUGUACCCGGCUGUACCCAGUGAACCUAAGUACAUCUUCAGCCCGACCCGUGGGGGAACCCAGUACCACCCUGGGACCUCGCUGGAGGGGUACCUCAUCCCCAUGGCCAUCCCACUGGGCCAGCCCAGAGUGGAUGGAUUGGCCCCGCAGCCCUCCCGUGUCCUCAUCAGUGACCGGCCAGUGAUGGUGACCACCUCCAUGCCCCCGUCCCCACCCAGACCGGCCCCUGCCCCCCGCAAACCCACUGUGGCCAUCCUAGAGGUGGUGUCUGGUCCUAGGAGAAGACAACCACAGCUCCAAGUGCAAGUUCAGCCCAGUGUGAAUAUCGAACCCCUCACGCCAACUCCAACCCCCAGCCUGAGCCCAGCUCCCUUUCCAUCAGCACCACCUCCUCCUGCUGCUGUCCUAUCUCCAGACAUACCGAGUGUGGAGGAAACGCAUGAUGAUGAGGAGAGUGUUUUCCCAGGAACACAUUUCCUGGAGGUUGCUGACAUUGCCCAGGAUCCAGAGGAGGAGGCGGAGGAGCUCCAUAAUGGUCCUAUAGAACUCAACGGUCUGGCCUCUCCUCCUACUGCAAUGUACCAUGGCCCUUUGUUCCCCUGCUACCCUGCAGAGCCCUUACCAGCCCCAGACCCUGUCCUCAGCUCCAUCCAACACAGAGAGACCCUGGAGAACAGGCUGGUUGACUGGGUGGAGCAGCAGCUGAUGGCCAGGAUGAUCUCAGAGAUGUACCAACCCCCUCUAGCUGACCCCGCCCAGAACCAGAGCCCUUCCCACUCCGAGCCAGAGGACAGUGCUACCUCUGACAUCGUGGAGGCUGCGGGUGGAGAGGGCCUACAGCUGUUUGUGGAUGCCAGUGUUCCUGUGGACACAGAGCUGAUCAGACAGUAUGUGAACGAGGCGCUGGCAGAGACCAUAGCCCUGAUGCUGGGACAGAGAGAGGGACAGGAGAGACCUGUAGCACCAGCCAAGCCUCAGGAUCUUCCGCCACAGGAGGAGCCCUUGGUGCCAACCCCAGUGCCCACCCCAGAGCCCAUUAUUAGUCCUGGGCCCCCCAGCAGAGGCCUGUCACCCCUUGCCACCCCACAGGCUUCAGAGCAGGGGACCCCCCUUCAGUCACCCAGAGAGCCCCAGCCUCCGGAGCCCCACACCUCUACACCUGCAGACCCGGAGCUAAUAGUGACCCCCGUCACCACUCCAGCCCCCUCUCUCCUGGUGGUGUCUCCACCCUCUGGCCCUGCCGGACCCUGGGGAGAGGCAUCGCUGCCCCUGGCUGAGGAGCAACCCCACAGCCCUGCAGAGGAGCAGGAGGAGCACAACAAGCCACUAGUGAUGUCAGUGGCUGAGGAGGAACCUGUCAGUGUGCCUCCAAUCCCACCUGUAACCUCCAGCCCCCAGACCAUGCUUCCCAGCUCCCCUACCCCACCACCCCCACCUCCACCUGGGCCUCAGACCCCCUCCUCUCCCUCCUCCUCCUCCUCGUCAUCGUCGGAGAGUAGCAGCAGUGGCAGUAGUUCCACAGUCACUGGGACAGACACGGCUGCUAGACACAUCUCAGAGGGAGAGCUGCUCCUCAGCUAUAGCCAGGCGGCAGCAGCACGAGCCUUUGAGGAGGAAGGCUUCUAUGUUCCCUAUCUGAUCAACAGCUUCUCCAGCUCCCUGCAGGAGGUCCAGGACAUGGAUUACGACCCUCCCAGUGAGGGUCAGGUCAGGAGGCCUGUCAUCCCGGCCUACCACGACCCCAUCCUGUCUCUAUUGGCUAAGAUGGACCAGGGGGUCGCCACCCAGACACGCCCUGACCCGGAGGGGUCCUGGGAGGAGGAGGGAGAGGAGGAGGGAGAGGUCAGCGAAGGCCAGAGACCCAGACUGCAUCCUGCAGGGGAGAGGCUAGUGACUGGACACCCCCUCACUGUCCAGCCAAGGAACAGGACAGUGACCAGGACGGGGACAGAGCCUCACCCCAACACCAGACAGGGACGCAUUUCCUCCCCAGGACAGCUCACCCUGCAGUCAGCAGAUGUUACAGACGCAACGAGCUUCCAGGACACUCAGCGGCCAGUUGACAUCAGAGACCUGGAUGUGGAGCCGGAGAUGCCAUAUCAGCCUCCUCAGCCUGACACCUCAAUGUCACCUCCACCGAUGGAGGGCUCAGUCUCCCACAGUGCACCACAGGCAGCUGAGUUGUCUGGUCUUCCAGCUCCCAGACCUGCCCCCAUCCUGGUCAGGCAGUUUCAAAAGACCAAUGGUGAGACGUCAGAGAAACCAGGGGAGCAGGCUCAGCAGGGCUCCAGAGUGGUGGCCAUCCGGCUGCCCUUCACUGGCCCGGAGGAAGAAGAGGAGGAGGAGGAAGAGGUCUCUGUCAGUCUGGGGCUCAGCACCAGAGGAGGAGUAGGAGACACAGACUCAUCAGGGAAUGACAUGUUCUAGUCCUGCUGACCUCCUUUAAUCAUUACUGAGACAUUACAUCGAUGGUGAGACCACUAAAGCCUUCUUACCAGACCUGAACAGAGCUGAGCAGAGAGAGAUAACAUUCCAUUUCUUGUGAAGAUCUUCAGACAGUUGCUAAUUAUUUACCUCUGUAACCAAUAACCAUGUGUUUGGACCAAUUUGCCUGUCAGAUCAUCAAUGUAUUGUAUGUAGCAAUAAUCAAUCAUUUAGAUUGCCUCUUUUUUAUUUAAAUUUUUUACCAAUAAAGUUGAUACUUUUUAAUGUUUUAAUAACAACUGUUAUACCAACUGUUAUCUGAACUUCAUACUUAACCCUAUGCAAAUUAAUUAUUUUUCAUUCAAAUACAGAUAACUCCAGGCAUAUCAGUUAUGUGGUUGUUUUCAUAGCUACAUUGUGAUAUUCAGACAAGUCAGCCAGUCAUUCAAAUGUUUAGUUUAGUAAUUUCCCAAGCCCAUGUAAACAGUGUGAUGUCAUUGUCAUGGUAAUGCUACUACAGUACAUUGCACUAGACUAGGAGAUUGGCUUUUCCCCUCAUUACACACCCUGCUGCCCCAUAAGAAGAUAGGAUCUGCGUCCCAAAUGGCACCCUAUUCCCUACAUAAUGCACUACGUUUGACCAGGGCCCAAAAGGUAGUGGACUAUGUAGGGAAUAGUGAAUUUGUGACUCAGGCCAGUAUAUCUGAUGUUGGUGUGCUGUACGCAACACUAACAACGCCAGCCUAAUGAGUAUCCUGUUUCAAUUCACCAAGUGUGCCAAGAGGAGAAACUAUAUGAACGUUCCACUCCCUCCUUGCCAAACCAAAGAGAAGAAGUCAAUGGGUUAGAGUUGGGCCCCAUUUCUUAAACAAAGUUCACCAAAUUAAGGAGAUGUUGAAUCUGCUAUAAACUGCUGCUCAAUCUCUUUAUGGGGCAGCCUGGAAUCCAAACUGAAUAUCGCUCCAUUUGACUAGUGUUUCACUUCACUGAUAGACUGAAUCAGUGAAGGGUUGUAGCUGAGCAGAGGAGCGGUAUUAAAUGUGGCUCCAUGUCAGGCCAUGCAGUAGUCAUAAGUCACGAUGAUGACGAGAACGAGGAAAUGAGAUUAAAGGAAGGAGGGCAGAUGAUCUGGCAUGACACUGACCAGGAAACUGCACCUCUAUCUGGAACAGCUCUCUCUCUCAUUCACUCUCUCCCCCUCACCCCAUCUCUCUCCCUCCCUCUCUCUCUCUCUGCCUUGUAUCUUCUUUGAAAUUGUAAAUAGUAUUUUAUGUAACUUGUCUUAAGAUUGAUUUCAGCUUUUCAACGGCAAAUUCAUCCUACAUUGUUGGAGUAGUUUUUUGGAUGGACAUGGUCUGUUGAGAAAUGCUUCCAUUACAGAAAAUCAGGUUUGUGUCCCAAAUGGCACCCUAUUCUGUUCAUAUAGCCUUAUUUGCCCUUGUCAAAAGUAGUGUGCCAUUUGGGAUGCAGACAAGGUCUUCCAGUCCAUCUGGGACCAUGACACACAUUCCUACCGAACAGUAAGACUUCCUACACUACAGUACGAUGACCUCAGA